Molecule: messenger RNA, 4498 nt
Organism: Pteronotus mesoamericanus
Lineage: Eukaryota; Metazoa; Chordata; Mammalia; Chiroptera; Mormoopidae
Gene: N4BP2L2
Product: NEDD4 binding protein 2 like 2
Exons: 7
Coding region: 19-1995 (658 amino acids)
Biological process (GO): negative regulation of transcription by RNA polymerase II
Cellular component (GO): nucleus
Molecular function (GO): transcription corepressor activity
Source: RefSeq, a predicted model, not a curated record
AGAUGACCGCCAUCUUGCAUGCUGAGGUGUGGUUCGUCGCCGGGAUCUUUAGCGCUGGAGUUUCAGCCCCUCCAGGUAUCUGCCUUGGGGCCGCGUUUCCGCAUUUCAGCGUCUCUAAAGCCCGUAUCUUUUCAAAAGAGGGUUUCAUUGGGAAGUGAAAGUCAAUGCGGAGCUGCGGAUAAGAUGCCUUAUGGUGAAAUUGAAGCUAAAUCCUUGGGACAUGGGGAAGAAUUAACAAGUGAACCAUGCUACAAAAAAAUGAAGUCAACUGAAGAGUCUUUCCCCCCCCUCCAUCAUGGUAUUUCUAAUUUUCACAGAGUCCAAGAGAAAACUGGAAAUGAUUUGGUCCCUGUGACCAUUAUUGAUGUCAAAGAACAUAGUUCUCAGGAGGACAAAACCAAAACUACAGAUUUGCUGAAACCUGUGCAUGAUGAAAUGCCUGGUAAUAAACCAGCUGUUACUGAGUCCAUUAAUUCACAAGUUUUACAGGCUGCAAGUUCUCCGUUGGUAUCCACAGAUAAUGAGAUAUAUAGCACAAGUAAAGCAUUUAUAGGACCCAUUUACAAACCCACUGAGAAAAAGAAAUGUAAUGGAAGGAGAAAGCAAGUAGACAAUAUCAAUGAUAUAGAUGGCAAAGGAGGACAAGAUGAGAAACAGAAAUUUAACUGCAAAAAAUCAGAGAUUGAUAAUGAAUUAUUCCAGUUCUACAAAGAAAUUGAAGAGCUUGAAAAUGAAAAAGAUUAUUUAGAAGGCAAUUGUAAGGAACCAAGACCCUCUGAGGAACAAUUUAUUUCAUAUUAUCAGGGCCAUGAUAAUGAUCUGAUCAAAUACGUAGAAGAAAAAAAAGAUCUUAGUAGUGCUUUUCAGUCACAUUAUGGUUAUCAGCAGGACGUGGGGAAUGAGCCAGGCAGAUAUCCUUGUCAUGGACAAGUAAUACCUACAUUUUGUGACAUGCCCUUUACUUCCUUCAGACGUGAGUGGCAAUCAAUGCAUUCUUUUAUAAUACCCAGAGGUCCCCCUCUUUCCAGUUCUAACUAUCAUUUAAAUAUUCAAAGAUUCAGUGCUCUACCAAGUUCAUCAAAUAUUUUCCAUGCCCAAGAUGGCUCUCAGAUUCAAAAAGGAGGUUAUGAGACUAGCUAUCAUGGUAAUUGGAAUUGGUUGACUUGUGAUCAGAACACUGGAUAUACUGACUGUAGUGAGAAUAUCAGUAAUGAUCUUCCCUCUGGAAAUGUCUACAGAGUACAAGAUGCACAUAUGAGUAAUGGUUGCUGUGAAUCCAGUGAAGGAUACUGGAAGGAUACUUCUAAAGACAAGUAUAGUAGCACAGACAGGUUUAUGAACCAGCAGUUUCAAGAGGAGAAGUUAGGUAAAUUGCAGAAAUUACUUAUUCUUUUAAGAGGCUUGCCUGGUUCUGGGAAAACAACAUUAUCUCGAAUUCUGCUUGGUCAGAGUCGUGAUGGCAUUGUGUUCAGCACUGAUGACUAUUUUCACCACCAAGAUGGGUACAGGUAUAAUGUUAAUCAACUUGGUGAUGCCCAUGACUGGAACCAGAACAGAGCUAAGCAAGCUAUCAAUCAGGGGAGAUCUCCAGUUAUAAUAGACAAUACUAACACACAAGCUUGGGAAAUGAAACCAUAUGUGGAAAUGGCCAUAGGAAAAGGAUACAGAGUAGAGUUUCAUGAACCUGACACUUGGUGGAAAUUUGAUCCUGAAGAAUUAGAAAAGAGGAAUAAACACGGUGUAUCUCGAAAGAAGAUUGCUCAGAUGUUGGAUCAUUAUGAAUAUCAAAUGUCCAUCUCUAUUGUAAUGAAUUCAGUGGAACCAGUGCACAAAAGCACACAAAGACUUCCUCCUUCAGAGGAGAGACAGAGAGAUGGACAUUUCAAGAAAACAAGCACAGGCUCAGCAAAACCAAAGAGAAGAGAAACAGAAAAAGAAAUAAAGAGCAGAACAGUCAUAGUGAAAUUAUGGAGGAAACCUCAUUCAAAACUAUAGACUAUUUUAUGCCAUACUAUCAGGACCCAUCUCAGAAUGAAGGGAAAGAUGAAGACUUGAAGUGACCAAAAGAGACUGAGGUGUACCUUCACUGGUAAUCUGUGAAACAAUCUGGGAUAUUUAGGGAAUGGCCUUAAAGAUGAAAUGUGGGAAAAUAUAAACCUUUAAGACAGUUUCCCAAAUGUUAUGUCUGUAGUUGAGUUGGUCAAUACACGAAAGAAUUACCUCCCUACGGAAGACUUGUUUCUAAGUUUGUCCUUGAGGCCAAAUGAGAACUCUCUUACUUGUCCAAUAGUGACUCAAAACCUUCCCUGUGUAGCAGGUUAUGACUACUCUGGCAAAAAGGUAGUCAAUGUUUCAAGCACAUUGGAAAUGGGCUUACCAUGGUAUUAGACAUCUAAGACCAAUUUGCUGAAACCCCAGGCUCAUUUAUGCAGAAGAGAGAGGCUGUAGAUGAAAGUCUUCGAAAGCAACAAUUCUGAGCUGUCCGUAUGGAUCCAGAAAUUGAGACAAAGUUUUAGGAAAGGAACAAGGAGGAAAUAUAACAAAAAACAGUUGGGUUUUUUUCACCCCUCAAAUAAUAUAUCUGGUGAAGAAUUAUAGCUGAGCUCUGAUAGAUAACCCUACUCUAUUAGCUGGCCUAAGGGACCUCAUAACUUUAUCAGGGAAUAGAAAUCAAAGAAAGAUAGAUGGCAAAAGCUGGCUUGUCCUAACAAGAAGGGGCAAUUGAUUAAAUUGGUCUCCACUUCUGAAGGAGCAUGAGGACCAGGAAGCAGUCCAGAAACAUUAAUAGAGGAGAAGCUAUUGAUAGAAAAUGAAGGUUUGUCACUUGUAGCUGAGAUCAUAAAUUCAGUCAUAGAAAGAGAAACAAGUCUCUUUGUAAGCUGCUCACUUAAACUGGAUAUAUCCCAGAGAGUGCCUUACAGUAAACAAAUAGAAAGAGGAGGCAGAAAAGGGUUUUCAAUUUGGCACCAAACUUUAACUUACCGAGACAGAGUCGUAUCAAUGUAAAAGAAAGGGAGAAAUAUGACUUGUUAACAGAAAUCCAUGUACUAAAAAUUAUUUUGGAAGAAGAAAAAGAUAGAAUUUCAGAAAUAAAUAAUGAAGAGGAGAAUAAGCAAAACCAUAUGACAUUCAAUCAUUAUCUAUUCUGAUUUUACUCUGAUAUUACCCAAUUGUCCCUUCUAAGUGUUGGUGGACAAUUUGACUCUCAGUAUCUGCCAUUUAAGAGGCUAAAGCACUCUGUACAGUAUUUUUAUAAAAACCCUGUUCCUUCUUGUGUGCUACAAUCUACAACCAGCAUUUGGAAGAUAUCUUGUACAGGGAAGAUACCAUUUUUGACUUUCCAACUCAGACAAGAGUAGGUAAUAUGCUAAAUAACACAGGGUCUAUGUCUCCAGGAAUUUUAAAUAUCUCACCUGAUACUUUGUAGUCUGUUAGGAUCACUUCUGAUAUUCACUUUUUAAAUGAAAGGUUUGGUGAAAAGCUGAAGCCAUGAGAAAAAACUAAACAAUUACACUUCUUACAAACUGAGGGAAAUCAAUAUUCAACAAACACUGACCUUGAUUUACUUGAGCUACUAUUAUUAUUCAACUAAUAAAGCUUUGCGGGUCUCCUGGAGUUCCCAUACAUGACAAAUAAAAAGUCCAGUUGAAUAUAUAAUUUUUCAGGUGCUUCUACUUGGUGUUAGUGAUUUCAUGCAAUUAAUUAGUCUUGUGAUACUUUUUGGAAGUGGGCGACUCAUAGCAAAUGGUGUUUGAUCUUUAGAAUCAUGUUCCUUGUGACCUCUGUGACCAAUAGUCUUAAAUGUAUUUGAGCAUGUAGAAUACUUAGACUCUGAAUUUAAAUAGACGCUGGGCAAACUAGUGAUUAUGUACCAUAUAUGGAGGAACUUUUUUUUUAACUCUUUACAUUCUAUAUUUCCAUUGUUUGGCACAUAGCCCUUUCCUUUCUCAGUCAUAAGAUGGCAUAUAAAUAUAAGAACAGUGAAGAAGGGUAUAGUAAAGCAUAAAUGAUGAAAAAAAAUCACCUGUAAUAGUUGCAUUUAAUUUUAUCUUUGUCCUAACCUGAAGACCUUUUUUUUCUUUCAUUGCUUUUAGAGAGAGAGGAAAGAUGAGAGGGGUGUCUGUUUGUUUGUUUGUUUGUUUGUUUGUUUGUUUUAGAAAGAGAGGAAAGGAGGGAGAAAGGGAGAGAAACAUCAAUAUGAGACAGAAACGCCAGUUGGUUGUAUUUUGUUCAUGCUCUGACUAGGGACUGAACCCAUGACCUGGAUAUGUGCCCUGACCAGGAAUCAAACCAUCUACCUUUUGGUUUUCUGGACAAUGCUCCAGCCAACUGAGCCACACUGGCCAGGGUGACUUUAAUUUUUAAAGACUGUCUGAGAAGGGCAUAGAAAAGAUUAGAAAGGGGUCUGACUGGUGACUUGAAAGGUUCCUUCAGGUUCUUAACAUUGUUCUUGGAAAUGAAAAAUUCACCUGUGAAUUAAAAAAGUGGAAAUAUAAUU